Molecule: messenger RNA, 1197 nt
Organism: Penicillium digitatum Pd1
Lineage: Eukaryota; Fungi; Ascomycota; Eurotiomycetes; Eurotiales; Aspergillaceae
Product: Ketol-acid reductoisomerase
Biological process (GO): L-valine biosynthetic process
Cellular component (GO): mitochondrion
Molecular function (GO): ketol-acid reductoisomerase activity
Source: RefSeq, a predicted model, not a curated record
AUGGCUUCUCGUGGUCUUCCCCGUGCCCUCCGUCUUGCCCGUGUGGCCGCUCCUCGCUCGGUCAUAACCGCAGCUCUCCCUCGCCCUGCUAUCGCUGCCGCUGCCGCUCUCCCCCGAGUCUCCUCGGUCGUCACUCCCGUCCGUGGUAUCAAGACCAUUGACUUCGCCGGUGUCAAAGAGGAUGUCUACGAGCGUGCCGAUUGGCCCCGUGAGAAGCUCCAGGAGUACUUUAAGGAUGACACUCUAGCCCUCAUUGGUUACGGCUCCCAGGGUCACGGCCAGGGUCUGAACCUCCGUGACCAGGGUCUCAACGUUAUCGUCGGUGUCCGCAAGGAUGGUGCCUCCUGGAAGGAGGCCAUUCAGGACGGCUGGGUCCCUGGCAAGAACCUGUUCGAUGUCACCACCGCCAUUCAGAAGGGUACCAUUGUUAUGAACCUGCUCUCCGAUGCCGCCCAGUCCGAGACCUGGCCCACCAUCAAGCCCCUCCUCACCAAGGGCAAGACUCUCUACUUCUCCCACGGUUUCUCCCCCGUAUUCAAGGAACUCACCAAGGUCGAUGUUCCCAAGGACAUUGAUGUCAUCCUCGUUGCCCCUAAGGGUUCCGGCCGUACCGUCCGCACUCUCUUCCGUGAGGGCCGUGGUAUCAACUCCUCCAUCGCUGUCUUCCAGGACGUCACUGGUCAGGCCAAGGAGCGCGCCAUCGCCAUGGGUGUUGCCGUCGGCUCCGGCUACCUUUAUGAGACCACCUUCGAAAAGGAGGUCUACUCUGACCUCUACGGCGAGCGUGGCUGCCUGAUGGGCGGUAUUCACGGCAUGUUCCUCGCCCAGUACGAGGUCCUCCGUGAGCGAGGCCACAGCCCCUCCGAGGCCUUCAACGAGACCGUUGAGGAGGCCACCCAGUCCCUGUACCCUCUGAUCGGUGGUAACGGUAUGGACUGGAUGUACGCUGCCUGCUCCACCACUGCCCGUCGCGGUGCCAUUGACUGGUCCAGCCGCUUCAAGGAUACCCUGAAGCCCGUCUUCAACGACCUUUACGACAGCGUCCACAACGGCACUGAGACCCAGCGCUCCCUCGACUACAACUCGCAGCCCGACUACCGUGAGAAGUACGAGAAGGAGAUGCAAGAGAUCCGCGAUCUUGAGAUCUGGCGCGCCGGAAAGGCCGUCCGCUCCCUCCGCCCCGAGAACCAGAAAUAA